UGUUUUCAAAUCUCAUCCCAAGCAAACAGCUCAUCCCCUGCAUUUAUACUUCGCCCAUUUUAAAACUAAGAACAGCCUAAAAUCUCAUCUUUCCGAUAUCUCCCUCACAAAACGCUCCUGCUCUUGAAUAUGACGAUUUUAUUUCAUAGCGCAAGCAGCUCCGCUUUCCUGGUCAGAAUCUUACUGAUUUCCACCACCGUCGUAUCCGCCGCCGUGAUGUUGAAGAUCUUCGAAUCCCCUAUCACCGAAUUCCUCGUCCGCGACCUCCCGUCCACCUGGAACGCCGUCGUUUCUUGGCUCCGUCCUCCCUAUCUGUAUCUCGUCAUCAAUUGCAUCAUCAUCACCAUCGCCGCCACUUCCAAGCUCCAGGUCAUGACCGAUAAUGAUGAAAUUCCAGCUCCGCCGCCUGAUACGCCGGUCGAGGUUCAUUCCGUCACGCUUCGGUCCAAGGAAAUUCAAGCUCCCGCCGUCGAUUUCACCGGCAUCAAUCCGCACUACGACGAUUUCAUUUUAAACAAUCAGUCGCCGGUAGUGUUGCCGGAAGUUUCCGCCGCAAAUAGGAAUAGCGUCGUCUACCAGGAUACGGUGGAGAGUCCGCCAUACAGACACGUUAAUUCUGUGGUUCAACAGAGAGUUGAAGCUUGUAAUGUUCCGGAAGAAGAAGUGGAUGGUGAUGAGAAAGAAGACGAGUUUAUAAUCUCUAGAUCGCCAUGGAUGCCGUUGAGCAGGAAAGAUUCGUCUGGAUAUGUGGAAUCGGCCGAGAAACCGCUGGCUUCUUCCAGAUUCAGUCACCGGAGGAAUGCCAAUAAAUCCACUCCUGACGGUGGCAAAUCCCCUUUGGCAGUGUCAAAGCCUAAACGGCAGGACACUCUUGAGAGCACAUGGAAGAUGAUAACAGAAGGGCGGGGGAUGCCGCUGACGACGCGGCACUUGCGCAAGUCAGACACGUAUGGCAGCCAGAACCCUUUGAGGCCAAUCUCACCUCAAAAAAAAAUGACCAAGUCUGAAACAUUCAAUAAUGACCGUUCACCUGGGAACGGAGAUGUUUGCAAGUCAUCCCCGAGUCCCCGGUCCAAGUCGGGGAAAUUGAAAAGGG
Molecule: messenger RNA, 1096 nt
Organism: Cuscuta europaea
Lineage: Eukaryota; Viridiplantae; Streptophyta; Magnoliopsida; Solanales; Convolvulaceae
Source: the annotation of a GenBank genome assembly